Molecule: messenger RNA, 1620 nt
Organism: Eremomyces bilateralis CBS 781.70
Lineage: Eukaryota; Fungi; Ascomycota; Dothideomycetes; Eremomycetales; Eremomycetaceae
Exons: 1
Coding region: 1-1620 (539 amino acids)
Biological process (GO): regulation of transcription by RNA polymerase II
Molecular function (GO): protein dimerization activity; RNA polymerase II cis-regulatory region sequence-specific DNA binding; DNA-binding transcription factor activity, RNA polymerase II-specific
Source: RefSeq, a predicted model, not a curated record
AUGGAUAAUACCGCUACCUCUCCUUAUAUCAAGAACGAGCCGGACGAUUUCCAGUUCGAUACGAACCACUUCGACAAUUCCCAGUUCGGCCGGAGUCAGUUCCAAGGAAACAGCAAUAUGACGCCGAGUGUCAACCCCUCCGACCUCAGUAUGGGGAAUAACUUCAUGAACAACCACUCAUACGGGUCGCAGAAUAUGUUCAUGGGAGGAGCCGGGAUUGCCGACGACGAACUCUUGGAUUUGGGGAAUCUAAACGGAGAGAGUACGCAAGGGAAUUUCGUCCAAGGACAGAACGGACUCGGCCAAGGCGCCAACCAAAACUUCAGCUUCAACGACGGCGUUAGCGGCGGGCCUGUGUCCAUGAACAGCCAACAGCAGAUGUUCUCUCAUACACCCGAUGGCGCGCCGAUGGCCAGUCCUUUUGCCCACGACAGCCAGUUCUCCCAUAUGCGGACCAUGCCAUCGCAGUUCCCAGGAUCACAGUCAUACGACUUGGCCGCGCGAACACGGCCCAAGAUGCGUAACGUCGACCGACAUCACUCCGACUCACGCUCGCCCCUGACUCCCAAGAACAUGAAUGGAAUCCAGCUUGGCACUCCCGAAUCUGGUUCUUACGGAGGCCAGCCGAUUAUGUCCGGUCAACAAAUUCGGACGCACCAGAAGAGCGUUUCAGGCACCUGGGACGGUACACCCGGCAGCGGUUCAUGGGUCGACUCCCCCCUUCCCAGCAGCCCCCACCAAGGGCAAAUGCAUCCGCAAAUAUCCGAAAUCCUCACCUCCGGUAAACACGCCUCCCUCCCCACGAAAGUCGACGCCACCGGCCACCUCCACACGGGAAGUGUCCCCACAGGACUGCAGUCGCAAGAAGCGAAACGCCGACGCCGCCGCGAAUCCCACAAUCUCGUCGAACGUCGCCGCCGGGACAAUAUCAACGAGCGCAUUCACGAUCUCUCCCGCCUCGUUCCGGGGCACCGUCUCGACGAUGAGAAGAUUCGGAAACAUAUCAAUAACAACGGCCCUCUCUCACCGACCCUCGCCGCGUCCGGGAUCUCGCCCCCGCAAGCGACCUCGCUCCUUGCCGGUGGUGCUGGUCGUCGUGCUGCCGGCAACAUCACCACGGGACUGCCCAUCGAGGAGAAAGACAAAGGCCCUAAUAAGGGCGAUAUCCUCAACGGCGCCGUUAGCUGGACACGGGAUCUGAUGUGGGCGUUACAUCGAUCGCUGCAGCAGCAAGACCAACUCAGAGAGUACGUGGAGUCACACGGACUACAGUUCCCGCUCGAGUUUACGGAAGAGGAUAAGCGCAUGCGCACGGAACUGUUCGACUCCGUCAAUGGGAAUUCGACCGAUAAAUUCGUGUACUCUCGCGGUCCCGGAUCCGGUUUGCGCGUUCCCCAACACACGGACUUCGCCGGCCUGGCGCUGGAUGGUGCGCAGGGAAGCGGCCAUAGUGGGACGAUCAGCCCGCAGAGCCUGUCGCCGAGCGGUAAUGCUGGCAACGUCAACGGUACCCAGGAGCAACAAUUCUGGAUGGGCCAUGGACACCGGGCGAGCGGAAGUAGCGGAAGAGGGAGCUUUACCUUGAAAGAAGAGGAUGAAUUUGGGAUGGAGCUCUCGUGA